This is a messenger RNA of Tinamus guttatus (white-throated tinamou), 204 nucleotides long. The record is from RefSeq and is a predicted model, not a curated record. Lineage: Eukaryota; Metazoa; Chordata; Aves; Tinamiformes; Tinamidae.
AUGAGCGACUUCUGGCACAAGUUGGGCUGCUGCGUGGUGGAGAAGCCGCAGCCUAAGAAGAGGAGGAGGCGGAUCGACCGCUCCAUGAUUGGGGAGCCCAUGAACUUCAUGCACUUGACGCACAUCGGCUCUGGCGACAUGGCCGUCGGCGAAGACCUGCCCAUGGGCAAGGUGGGGAUCAGCACCUGCUGGGGCAGCUCCUGA